Molecule: messenger RNA, 2306 nt
Organism: Myiozetetes cayanensis
Lineage: Eukaryota; Metazoa; Chordata; Aves; Passeriformes; Tyrannidae
Gene: POLG2
Product: DNA polymerase gamma 2, accessory subunit
Biological process (GO): mitochondrial DNA replication
Cellular component (GO): cytoplasm; mitochondrion
Source: RefSeq, a predicted model, not a curated record
AUGGCGCUGGGCGCCCGCCAGGGCCGGCGCUGGGGCGGCCGCGCCGCGCUGGGGCGGCCCGAGCUGGGGCGGCGGCGCGUCCCGGGCCGGGCGGAGCCGCCGGGGUGCCCAGCGCGGCCCUACGCGGUGGAGGCGGCGGGCGGGGCGGAGCUGCUGGAGGUGUGCUGGCGGCGGCGCUUCCUGCGCGGCGCGGCGGGGCCGCUGCCCUGGCGCGCCUACCUGAGCGGGCAGCACCCGGGGCUCGGGCCGCUCGGCGCGGCCCUGCGCGCCAACCUGGCGGCGCAGUGGUGGGACUCGGCCAUCCCCCCGCGGGAGCAGGUGUUCGCCGUGGAUGCCCCGCUCCACGGCCCGCCCGGAGCCUCGCGGGACGCGCGGGGGCUGCGGCUGCUGCACCCGGACACGCUGCGGGACGCCCUGCGGGGCUGCGGGCACAGCCCGGCCCUGGACCGAGUGCUGGGCACCGCGGGGGUGCUGCGGCAGAGCCUCCUGCCCGGUGUUCUGGCACAGUAUGUCAGCUGCUUAGAGCUGGUGAACAAAAGACUGCCCUGUGGCCUGGCUCAGAUUGGAGUGUGCUUUCAUUCCCUUCCAGAAAGUGAACAACCCAACGAAAACCUUACAAGAAUAGGCGAGAGCACCACGUCCUUGCUUGCAUGGUUUAGUGCUCCCAGAACUGCAGGACAGUGGCUCGAUUACUGGCUACGCCAGAGGCUCCAGUGGUGGAGGAAGUUUGCAGUAGGCCCAUCUAACUUCAGCAGCAGUGACUUCCACGAUGAAGAAGGCAGAAGAGGAUUUAAGUUACAUUACGAGUUUCCUUGGGGGACAGAAACAAUAGAAACCUUGAAGAACCUUGGUGAUUCUGAACUGUUACAGAUGUAUCCAGGGGAAAGCUCAAAAUUACUUGGCCGAGAUGGAAGGAGGAAUGUCAUCCCUCAUGUUCUGUCCAUGGAUGGGAACCUGGACCGAGGAGUCUUGGCCUAUCUCUUUGAUUCCCUGCAGCUGGCUGAGAACCCAUUAACAACAAAGAAAAAUUCACAGAGAAAGGUGCUGAAGCUCCAUCCUUGUUUAGCACCUCUCAAAGUGGCCUUGGACGUAGGAAAAGGUCCAACAACAGAGCUGAGACAGGUUUGUCAAGGACUGUUCAACGAACUGACAGAAAACAGAAUUUCUGUGUGGCCAGGUUAUCUUGAGACUGUGCCAGUGUCUCUGGAACAGCUUUAUACAAAGUACGAUGAGAUGAGCGUUCUCUUCAUGAUCCUGAUAACUGAUGCCACUCUGGAGAACGGGGUGGUGCAGCUGAGGAGCAGGGACACCACCAUGAAGGAAAUGAUGCACAUUUCUAGGCUGAAGGACUUUUUAACCAAGUAUGUGACGUCAGCCAAAAAUGUGUAAGCUGAGAUUCGCUGAAUAAAGGGAUUUUCUUAAGCUGCUGUGCCUGGAGCGCUUUCAGCGUUGUCGUGGACUCGGUGGUUUCUCUGCAAAUGGCUCUGCUAAAGUUGGGUGGUGAAUCUGUUUGCUGCCAGAUCUAGGCCAUCCAGGUCUUCCAGGUUUCCUUGGAAAGAGGGAAGAGACAUGACUUGUCCCUGGUUAGCAGGGCUGACCAUAUCCAGUAAAAGUAUUCCACCCUAAGCUAAAAAUUCAGCUUUCAUCUGUAUUGCUGACACAAUUAUGAUCUCUGCUGGAAAAUGGGAUUUUAUAUAAAAGGCUUCCAAAUCUUAAAUGUUUUAAUAAAUCAGUAUCUUUGUACUAUCUGUUUGUAGGAAUGUAUUUUAGUCACAUGGCCCCAGUUCUCCAACAUUGAAGCAACUUCAUCUUGCACUUGAUAAACAUAAAAAUCAGAAGUAAGUUAUCAAGAGUAACAGAGGAAUAGAUUUAAAUAAAUUGUGACCUUUAUACAAGCAUUUUUUGUGGAAAGAAAAAGGCUGUACGUAAAAUAUACAGGAUAUAAAAUGCUGGAAAAAGACUCUGAUAUGUGAUGACAUUUUUCCUACUGAGCAGAGUGGUUAAAAUCAGAUACAAGAGGUUGCAUAGAUACAGAAUUGAGUGUUUCUGAUCUUCUGGAGAUUUACAUGUUUAGAAUUGAGUGUUUCUGAUCUUCUGGAGAUUUACAUGUUUAGAGCUUGUUGAGUCACUGUGUAAAGUGCUUCAAGUGUGUGCAGCAAGGCCCGUGGCCUCUGAUAGUCAUCAGUGUCGUGAAACACAAGAACUUGCCUUAAAAUUUUCUUCUUGACUAAAAAUGAGUUCUUUGUAACAAUAAUUGCUGCAUAGUGUAAUUGUGUUAGAUAAAGUGCAAGGUCAGCAUAGUGUGA